Messenger RNA from Clonostachys rhizophaga, 1365 nucleotides. The record is from the annotation of a GenBank genome assembly. NCBI's taxonomy places the organism in Eukaryota, Fungi, Ascomycota, Sordariomycetes, Hypocreales, Bionectriaceae.
AUGUUUGCCUGGAAAGAGCGCCCAAAGCCUUCAGACGAUAUCUACUUGUCCAUGAUGACCUCUCCCACCCCAUCCUAUCUCAUCAUUGGAGCAGGCGUGUUCGGCAUUUCGACUGCUUUUACGCUUAUCCAGAAGUACCCUAAUGCCUCGGUGACUGUGGUUGACCGGGAUGCAUACGAUGCAGAAAGCCGUGUGGCUGCUUCGUGGGACUGGAACAAGGUCGUCCGCGCAGACUACGAUGAUUUAGUCUACUGCAGACUAGCGAUUGAGGCUCAAGAUGUGUUUAGAUCAGACCCUCUCUGGCAGCCAUACUUCAAGGAGACGGGAGUCUACUGGAUGUGCCGUAGCGACUAUGCCCAGAAUGUCAUUGGCAACUACCAGAAGCUGGGCCGCAAGGCCGAGAUCUCCGCUGUCUCGGUGGAGGAAGCUCGCAAGCUUUACAAUGGACUAUUCAACGAGGCCGACUACGACGGCGUCAAGGAGGUCCUUGUGAACAAGACCAGCGGUUGGGCUGCUGCAGGGGACGCCUUGAGAGCCGUGACCAAGAGAUGCCUCGAGUUGGGCGUCAAAUAUGUUGUGGCCGAUGUCGCCACCCUCAACGUUGACUCGCGCGGAACUUGCACGGGCAUCAAGACAAAGGACGGACGGGAGCUAACAGCUUCCCAUGUGGUCUUAUGCACCGGCGCGUUUACAGCUAAGCUGCUGGAGCUGAGUGCGGCAGCCACUGGUGCAGACCUCAGCUCGGGAGAUAGAAUCACCGCGGGUGGUAUCACGACCGGCAUGAGACGACUAGACGAUACGACAUACCCCAAAUUCGCCUCAAUGCCUGUAGGAUUCCAGGGCUAUCCGGCCGAAAUCGGCCCCUUUCUGGGUAGUCUCCCGCCAACACCAGAUCGAGAGAUCAAGUGGUGGGGGUGGACUAUUUUCAAGAACACAAAGGAGCUUCUCCCAGGUCGCUUUGUAUCCAUGCCUCCUGCGGAAGCGGACUAUGGCCAGUGGAAGGUUUCCAAGAAACUGAAGGAGGAUGUGCGGAGAGCCAGCAGGGCCUUCUACGGCAAGGAGGUUGCCGACUGGACCUACACCAAGCACCGCAUCUGCUGGGAUGCAUUUACAACCAGCGGAGACUUCAUCAUCUCCCCCCACGCUGGGGCCAAGGGACUCUACCUUGCUACAUGCGGCUCGUUCCACGGCUUCAAGUUCUUCCCGGUUCUUGGAAAGUAUGUGGUGCAGAUGCUGGAAGGGUCCCUGGAACCCGAGCUAACAGAGAAAUGGGCCUGGGACCGAGAGCGGCCAGACCCUUCAUCCAACCCUGAAUGGCCUCGUACUGAGAUGAAUGAUAUGCUUGAUAAUGUGGCAAGGCUGUAA